This is a messenger RNA of Varanus komodoensis (Komodo dragon), 4133 nucleotides long. RefSeq names its product sialic acid acetylesterase (gene SIAE). Gene Ontology annotation, biological process: carbohydrate metabolic process. The record is from RefSeq and is a predicted model, not a curated record. Gene Ontology annotation, molecular function: sialate O-acetylesterase activity. The transcript is spliced from 11 exons. NCBI's taxonomy places the organism in Eukaryota, Metazoa, Chordata, Lepidosauria, Squamata, Varanidae. The coding region runs from base 21 to 1562 and encodes 513 amino acids.
UACCUCUGCCUGGCUUGGCAAUGAUGAUGGCGGCUGCCCUGUGGCUCCUGCUCCUGUUUGCUUGGUCUGCAGGUGCAGAGCUUCGCUUGGCCUCAUAUUAUGCUGAUCACAUGGUAUUGCAGAAGGAACCAAGCCAGGCAGUCAUAUGGGGCUAUGGAGAUUCUGGUGCCAACAUAAUGGUGACUGCUUCAAUGGGUCACAAAUUUGUGAAAAAAAUGGCAGAGGUUCAAGGAGGCUAUAAAGUUUGGAGAGUUGUUCUGAGUCCUAUGGCUGCAGGUGGCCCUUAUGUUAUACAUGUUCAGCAGUACAACAAGGAGAAAGUGUCAAAUGUAACAUUGAAUGAUAUCUACUUUGGAGAUGUCUGGCUUUGCAGUGGGCAAAGUAACAUGGAAAUGACUGUUUCGCAGAUAUACAACGCUAGCCAGGAGCUUGCGGAGGCUUCCCACUAUCCACUUGUUCGUGUAUUUGCAGCUUCUCUUGUUCAGUCCGAGAAGGAACUGGAGGAUCUUGCUGACAUCACUUUGCAGUGGUCUGUUCCAACAGCCAAAAACUUGGGCCAUGGAGACUUCAGUUACUUCUCAGCUGUGUGCUGGUUGUUUGGCCGAUAUUUGUUUGAGAAGCUCAAGUAUCCCAUAGGACUGGUAGAGUCCUCCUGGGGAGGGACACCAGUUGAGGCCUGGUCUUCCAAGAGAGCACUGAAUGAAUGUGGGAUUUCUGAGCCAACAGAAAGAAUGUCAUCCUCAUACCUUAAUGCUGGCCCCAAAGAGGGGUCAGUACUCUGGAAUGCAAUGAUUCACCCUCUUCUCAACAUGACCAUAAAAGGUGUAAUUUGGUAUCAAGGUGAAGCAAACACUCUCAUGAACACAGAUCUCUACAACUGCACUUUCCCUGCACUCAUUGACGACUGGCGGAAAGCCUUCCAUGAAGGAUCUGAUGGGCAAACGAAGGAGGACUUUCCCUUUGGCUUCGUCCAGCUCUGUACGAAUCAGCGUGUGGAGGUGAAUGACCACUUUCCACGCAUCCGAUGGCAUCAAACAGCGGACUAUGGCUACGUGCCCAACAAGAGAAUGCCCAACACCUUCAUGGCUGUGUCCAUAGACCUAGGUGAUGAUGGCUCUCCCUAUGGCAGUAUCCACCCCCGAGAUAAGCAGACUGUGGCCUAUCGAUUGCUUCUUGGUGCACUGGCAAUAGCUUAUGAAGAGAAAAGCAUAGUCUUCCAGGGUCCAUACCCUCAAAAAGUGCAGGUGGAUAGAGCCCAUGCAGCUAUUAAUGUCACCUAUGAAGAGCAAGUCGUGCUCCGCCACAUGAACAACAAGACGUUUGAGGUCUGCUGUUUUGCUCAGCCAGAAUGCAAGUGGAGACCCGUGUCCAUCGUGUCCUCCUCAUCCCGUUCGGUGGUUCUGCAGAAUGUGCCCUGCCCAGAUGCUGUUGGCGGCCUGCGCUAUGCGUGGCACGAAUGGCCGUGUGACUACAAACUGUGUCCUCUCUACAACUCGCAAGCGCUGCCAGCCCCUCCAUUCAUUACAUUUGCCCACGAUAACCCUGGUUGGAGUACAUUGUGAGUGGAAUGAUAACCCACAGGAUGGACGGCAGCUUAGAUUUUGGAUUUACAGGCCAGAGCACACAGGAGCAAAGCAAAGGAUUAUUUUUUAUUGAAUGUAGUAAACUUCUCAUGCUGAUGGUUGCAGAGAAAAUUGUAAGACCGGGUAGAGGGGAGGAGUGCUUACCAGAAAUGUGGGGGUGGAUGGAUUGCUUCUGAAAAUCAGUUCUUGCACACAAUACCUGCCUAGACCUUUGUUACAGUUGAAACAUUUUCUAGGAAUUGCACUAGAAACUGGGGAAGGCCAUAUACACCGUCCAUGCAUACGAGGCACACGUGCCACCUAGUCCUAUGCAUGCUUACUCAGAAGUAAGUCCCAUUGAAUUCAGUCAGACUAACAGCCAAGUAAAUCUCAAAAACAUUGCAGUCUUGAUUCUGAUAGGUCAUAUGUUGCAUUGGCUAUUUUGAUAGGCCCAUAUUCUCAGGAUACUGCAGCAGUUCAGAAAUCUCUUCCGCAUGCUGUGAUAUUGUGGAGCAUUGAAUCAUCAUGGUGAAACAAGGCAAACCUUUUAAAGAACAUUAUUUCUGUUAGGAGUAGGCUUAAUUCAAAUUAGGGCCUUGGGCGAGUCCAAUAUAAUCUACCUGUAGCAUAGAACUGAACUGGCUACUGAGAGAAUUUGAGUUUCUCGUUCAGCUUCUGCUCCAGGAGUUAUACCAUCUAGCAUAACAUUGACACUGCACUAACACCCCUGUUCCACUCAGCACCCUUCUAUAUUAAAAAGCCCAUUUAUCACUGAACGUCUGGUUUGAAAAGUGACUGUAAGGAAGUGCAUUACUCACCGCCAAAAUCCCCAGCCACUAGCCAUGAAAGUUUCUCCAGCUGUGGAUGCUGAUCAGCUUGACUUCAGCACAUAAAUGGAACUGCUGGCAUGUCUGCCUUUGAGGAAACAGUGAGCCAGUCUUUUGCACUCAGACUGCAGAUUGUGCCCAUUAUGCCAACCAGAGCAGAAAAAGGGAACAGCCUGCUUCUUUGGUUAUGUUCGCUGGAUUUGAGUUAAUACACAAGAGGCCAGACCUGCUGAGUAAUGUGUUCAGGAAGAACAGAUGCACAGCAUAAGGAUGAUGUGCGAGCAAGAAUGGUGUGCUUUAUUCGCCUCCUGCUGGGUGCGCCAACAUUAGACUUGCGGCUUUUGAGAGGAACUUGUUUCUGUAGCCAUUCUGCGUUAAAUGUCACAUUGACUGAGGGUGAGAGAGAGUGGCAAGUUGAUGAACAUUUUGAUAUUCUGUGGCUCCGAGCCAUUAGAAAGUUUGGACUUUGCCCUUGGAGAAUACGCUUCAUCGUAGCCCUGUGGGGUAGUUGUUAGUAAGGUGCUGUUUCUUUUUGUCAUCUGUUUUCAAGAUGGAGACCAGAGCACUACAACACAGGGUUGUUGUGAAAGGAACAGCAAAGUGUGCAAUUUGACUACAGAUUAAGGAAACUACAAAAGGAUGUAUGUCUGAGAACAAGGUGGAAAAUAGUCAGGUUAUUUAGAUAAAAUCUUUCAAGCUUUCAGUUAUAUUAUUAAACGUGACUUAAAAUAUAGUCCAGAUUUAGCAUUGGCAAAUCUUAAAAUUUGGUCUUAACAAAUCCAUAAACCUCAGUCAGGUUGCAACUUGAAUUUUAUAACGGUAUAGUCUGCAGUAGGACAUCUUGUUGCCAUGCAAAUUAUGAAUAAUUACCACAAACCAAAAAUAAUGGAGACCUCUUUGGUUGAACAGCAGUGUUUGCCCAUAGUAUUCAUGGAUUAAGACCAAAGAGUAAGACCUGUUAACAUAGUAAGGUCUUACUAAUGUGUAAACAGAUGGCAGUGGGAUGUCGGGUCUUGGGGACGUACACUCUGUGUGUCUUGACUAGUAUGCUUGUCGGCCCCACAAAAAACCUGUUUUAAUUUUAUCAUUGAUUUCUUACUUUGCUAUACAUUUUAUAGUGCCAAAAGUAUAUGGACUACAUAAGUAAAGUUUGGGAUAAUAUUUCUAUGCAAUACAAAGUCAGAUUCAUGUGUUUUCAUUGGUAUAUCAUCCAUUUUGUAUGUGUUCUUGUAAUUCUGCUCUUAUUUGAACAACAUUAGAAAUGUGAGUUAGAGUGGGCAUUUUUCUUGUUGAUUUAAAUUACUUCCGUAAAAUGAUUUUGACCAUGCAAAGAAUAGAUUGGAUCUAAGGUCAUUUCACCAACUGCCUUCUAAAGGUCUAUCUCAGCAAGCUUUGUGUUCCCCACAGAGGCUCUCUGAAGUCCACAAGCAGAGCUUGCAUGCAGAAUGUUCCAGGGCAAGAGAUUUAUUACUUCAAAUCAGUCUCAGACAACCUGAUGCUUUCCAGAUUUUCUGGACUCCAACUCCCAACAGAGACCCAUCCUGCAUGGUCAUGAAUUCUGGGAAUUGAAGUCCAGAACAUCUGAAGGGCACCAAGCAGAGGAAGGCUGCCUUAAAACAGCAUCAAAUCUUCUCUUUCUUAUAUCCCAACCCUUGUACUUCUUUUAAAAAGUUGCAAAUGCACUAAAAUGAGUACCAUACAAAAUUGGGCAUUAAUAAAUUUUGCAAAUUCAUGUUUAACUUUC